This is a messenger RNA of Conger conger (European conger), 3525 nucleotides long. It is a transcript of the gene ano11, whose product is annotated as anoctamin 11. Lineage: Eukaryota; Metazoa; Chordata; Actinopteri; Anguilliformes; Congridae. Gene Ontology annotation, molecular function: chloride channel activity; protein dimerization activity. The record is from RefSeq and is a predicted model, not a curated record. Gene Ontology annotation, cellular component: plasma membrane. The transcript is spliced from 24 exons. Bases 205 to 2919 code for a protein of 904 amino acids. Gene Ontology annotation, biological process: chloride transmembrane transport.
GCUCUCCUGGUGGAGCAGAACUGCAACAGAGGGAUGCAGAGACGGAGACAGCAGAGGAGAGGAGAGCGAUAGCUGAUCUGUUCCUGCUUUCAUCCCACUCCCUGCCCUGUGUGCAGUGGAAGAGACCGCUGGCUCUGAGAGGCUGAAAGAGACUGCGCCGAGGAAGAAGAGCUCACACUGAGGAGGAAGAGCUCAGAGCUUCUGAUGGCCGACAGGGACAUUCUCCUGGAGCAGGACUACAUGGGCGAGCAGCACUCUGCCGACUGCUACGGGAGCCUACACAACGGGGGGUUCAUCCCUCCGCGAUUUCUCGCUGCUGCUACUGCCGGCGAUGACGAAGAGGAGGAUGACGACCCCAUCUACAUUGACUGCGACAUGGGGGGUCGUCAACCUCAGCACCCCAAAGGGAACUACUUCAGAGAUGGCAAAACCAAAAUAGACUUCGUGCUGGUGUGGGAGGUGCGCUCCCGCAGGAAGCGACGGUCGCGGGCGCGAGGGCGGGGCGACGGGGCGGAGCAGGGCGAGGCCGGGGCCGAGGAGGCCAGCCGGUCCGAACAGCGGAAAGCACAGCAGGCGCGGUGGCGGGACAAGUUCAUCCACAACCUGCAGACUGCUGGGCUGCUCCUGGAGAAGGAGGAGACUGUGAGUGUGAAGAAAACCAUCCAUUAUCUGAAGCUUAGCGCUCCCUGGGACGUGCUGGUCUAUUACGCAGAGGAGCUGGCUCUAAGAGCACCCCUGCAGGCUCAGCCCAAUCCGGACCAUAAUACGUCAGAUCAGGUCCUUCGGAAGUUCUGUAUCCCAAACGUCAUGAGACAGUCGGUACCAAACAAGCCGGUGGACUACUACACCUGCGCCUUCCGCAAAUCCAAGAUGGAGAAGUUCCUGGGCUGUGAGGACCAUGAUAACUACUUUACCAACACGCAGCGUCAUCGCAUCGUGUACGAGAUCCUGUCGUGCACGGCCUAUGGCAAGCGGAAGCGGGCGGAAGUGGGCGGGGCCAGGCUGCUGAAUGAAGGCGUGUUCACAGCACUGUUCCCGCUCCAUGAGGGCCCCUUUGAGAUCAAGGAUAAUGAGAUUCCGCCGGACCAGCUGAAUCAGAGGCAGGUUCUGUUCCAUUACUGGGCCCGCUGGUCUCGCUGGUACAAGUACCAGCCCCUGGACCACAUCCGCGAGUACUUCGGAGAAAAGAUCGCCAUUUACUUCGCCUGGCUGGGGUUCUACACAGCUUGGCUCCUCCCCGCAGCAGUGGUGGGAACUUUUGUGUUUGUGUCAGGAAUCAUGUCGAUGGGGAGCAACACUCCAGCGAAGGACAUCUGCACCAGCGGGGGGCACUAUCUCAUGUGCCCGCUCUGCAACACCUGCAGCGUGUGGAACAUCUCCGACAUCUGCCCCAUGGCAAAGUUGGGGUACCUGUUCGACCACCCGGGCACGGUCUUCUUCAGCGUCUUCAUGUCCUUCUGGGCCGUCACCUUCCUGGAGUACUGGAAGCGCAAGAACGCCACGCUGGCACACCACUGGGACUGCAUGGACUUCCAUGAGGAAGAGGAACGCCCCCGUCCAGAGUUCGCUGCCAUGGCUCCGGCCAUGGAGCACAAUCCGGUGACAGGGGUGAAGGAGCCCUACUUCCCGAAAAAGGCCCGGCUGUCCCGAAUGCUGACUGGCUCCAUGGUCAUCAUCAUAAUGCUGUGUGUGGUGAUGAUCUUCCUGGUGACGGUCAUCAUGUACCGAGGAAUCGUCAGCGUCAUGAUGUUCCACACUGGGAGCUCCAUGCUACGCACACAGGCGGGGAACAUCGCCAACAUCUCCAGCAGCAUGGUGAACCUGGCUCUGAUCCUGCUCAUGGGCCAGGUCUACACUGCGCUGGCCGAGCAGCUCACCAAAUGGGAGAUGCACAGAACGCAGACGCAGUAUGAAGAUGCCUUCACCUUCAAAGUGUUCAUCUUCCAGUUUGUCAACUUUUACUCCUCCCCCUUCUACGUGGCUUUCUUCAAGGGAAGGUUUGUGGGUUACCCUGGUCACUAUGGUACCUUAUUCGGAAUGAGAAAUGAAGAUUGCGGCCCCGGUGGCUGUCUCAUUGAACUGGCUGAGCAGCUCUUCAUCAUAAUGGUCGGAAAGCAGCUCAUCAACAACAUCCAAGAGUUCGUCAUCCCGAAGGUGAAGGCAUGGCGGCAGAGGAGGGAAAUGGCUGCCGUCAGGGGCACGCAGGUGUCCCAGGAGCCCCCGCGCUGGGAGGAGGACUACGAGCUGAUCGAGUGUGAGGGGCUCUUCGAGGAGUACCUGGAGAUAGUUCUGCAGUUUGGCUUCAUCACCAUCUUCGUGGCGGCCUUCCCCCUGGCUCCACUCUUCGCCCUGCUGAAUAACUGGGCCGAGGUGCGUCUGGACGCCCACAAGUUUGUGUGCGAGUACCGCCGCCCCGUGGCCGAGCGGGCCCAGAACAUCGGCGUCUGGUUCUACAUCCUGGAGGUCCUGUCCCACGUAUCCGUCAUCGUCAAUGCCUUCCUGAUCGCCUUCACCUCUGACUUCCUGCCACGGCUCCUCUACCAGUUCAAGUUUCACCAGGAUCUGAACGGCUAUGUCAACUUCACCCUGGCCUACUCCCCUCCGGAUUAUAACUAUGCCAACCACACCAUGUGCAGGUACAAGGCCUUUCGGGACAGCUAUGGGAGCUACACCCUGUUUUACUGGGAGCUUCUUGCAGUCCGGCUGGGCUUCAUCAUUGCGUUUGAGCACGUGGUGUUCUUCGUCCUCCGUGCGAUCGACUGGAUGGUGCCGGACGUUCCCGGGUCGCUGGAGCUGAAGAUCAAGCGGGAGCGCUACCUGGCCAAGCAGGCGCUGGCGGACAACCAGGAGGCCCUGCUGGUAGGUUGGGGCUCCGCCUCCAGCCCAGCAAGCAACGCGUCUGCUGGCUACAUGAGCUGAGGCUGCAGUGAAGAGCUGCUGCCACUAGGGGGCACUGGGCUGUGUGUGUGAGUUACAGGAUAGGUGAUUCUCUCCUUGACUAUUGUCAUGUAAGAGUAAUGUACUGGCUGUCCGUCCGCCUAUUUCUGUGUGCGUGUGUGUGUGUAUGUGCAUGUGCGCGUCAGUGUGCGAGUGUGUGUAUGUGUGUUAUUUGUCCUAUGGUUCUGUUCAUCCCUUAAUUGCAAAACUGUCCUGUUUUUUAUCGUUAUUGUCACCCGCUCUUUACAUUGCACAGAAGAACACACAAAUGUAACAGAAAUGUUCUAGGGAUGUUUCAGUGUAUGACUGACCAUAAUCUUAACACUGAUCAUCUACUCUCCCUGUAGUAUCUCUUACCCUUGUAAUGUAUAUAUACAUAUGUGAUUAUAUAGAUAUAUAUUUCAGAGACAUGUCCUGCCUUUGUAUAUUAUUGCUCUAUAUUUAUAUGGAAAAAGUGAUGUAACUAAUCAAAACAUGAGACUAUUCCUGUUGCUUAUGUAUUAGUAUGAUAAUAGCUAUUGUAUGAAAUACCGGAGGCUGUUUUCUGUUGUAUUUCAUUUUUGAAAUAAAGCUGGUCUGAUGAAUGUU